GCACUCGCGGAAGGGAAAUCGGCCGGGAGGUCUGCGCCGAGAGGAGGCGGCGGCGGCGGAGGAGGAGGAGGAGGAGAGCUACUGCAGGUGAAAGACCACAUCAAGUGCCCAAAGAAAGGAAACAGUAUCCAGACAGGGCAGAGAAUGUUGGAAUUAAGACAAAAUGAAUGAGCUGGAUGGAAACCAAACAAAAAUAGAGAAGAAUGAAUGUCUGGAUGCUGAUCCCCAAGCGACAAUAGAAGAAGAAAAACCUCCCAGAGAAGAGAAAGAUAAGAAAUGUUCUGUACGUGGAAAACUUUUUGCUCGUAAAUCAGCGCUUGAUGACCAAAACCCAACACACAAGGCAAAGAAACGAUACCAAUGCCUUGAGUGUGGAAAGAGCUUCAAGAGGAGUACAGACCUUCUCAACCAUCAUAGAACACACACUGGGGAGAAACCAUUUAGUUGCCUGGAAUGUGGGAAAUCCUUUAGUCAGAAGACGUCACUUACCACCCAUCAAAGAAUACACUCAGGGGAGAAACCAUUUAAAUGCUUGGAAUGCGGAAAAAGAUUUUGCCAGAGUGGUGCCCUUCAAUCACAUCAAAGGACUCACAUAGAGGUGAAACCAUUUCAAUGCUUGGAAUGUGGAAAGACUUUCAAACACAAAAGUAAGCUUAAUAUUCAUCAUAGAACACACACAGGGGAGAAACCAUUUGAAUGUUUGCAGUGUGGAAAGAGCUUCAGUCAGAAGAAGAGACUUCUUAGUCAUCAGAUAAUUCACACCGAAAACAAUCCAUUUAAAUGCCUCGAGUGCGGAAAGAGCUUCAGUCGAGAGGAUGUCCUUGAAUCACAUCAGAGAAUUCAUACAGGAGAGAAACCUUUUGAAUGUUUGCAGUGUGGAAAGAGCUUCUGCCUCAAGCCAAGCCUUACUCGCCAUCAGAAAAUUCACAAAGAAGAUAACCCAUUAAAAUGCCUAGAGUGUGGAAAAAGCUUUAUCCGGAAAGAUCACUUUACUUCACAUCGAAGAAUUCAUACGGGAGAAAAAGUGUAUGAAUGUUUGCAAUGUGGAAAGACCUUCCUUCACAGGCAAAGCCUUUUUAGUCAUCGGAUAAUUCACACAGAUGGGAAACCAUUUAAAUGCCCGCAGUGUGGUGAUAUUUUUAGCCGGAAGCAUCACCUUGCUUUACAUCAACGUAUCCACACAGAAGAGAAGUCUUUUAAAUGUCUGCAGUGUGGGAAGACCUUCAGUGACAGUAAUGCCCUCAAAACACAUAAAACCGUGCACAUCGGGGAAGAGCUGUAUAAAUGCCUAGAGUGUGGAAAGAGUUUCAAGUGGAAGGCCACCUUUAAUUUCCACCAAAGAACUCACACUGGGGAGAAACCCUAUCAGUGCUUGGACUGUGGCAAGAGAUUCUACCGGAAUGGUGCCCUGAAAUGCCAUCAGAGAACCCACACCGGGGAGAAACCCUAUCAGUGCUUGGAGUGUGGAAAGAGCUUCAGUGUGAGGGAGACUCUGAAGCUGCACCAAACUACUCACACGGGGGAAAAACCAUUUAAAUGCAUGGAGUGCGGAAAGAGCUUCAGUCGCAAGUCCUACUUUAAUUCACAUCAAAAAACUCACACAGGGGAGAAACCGUACAAAUGCUUGGAAUGUGGGAAGAGCUUCAGUUUAAGACAGUCUCUCUAUUUUCAUAAAAGAAGUCACACAGAGGGGAGUCCUUACCAAUGCUCGGUGUGUGGAAAGAGCUUCAAUGUGAGAGCAUCUCUUAAAUUACAUCAGACCACUCACACAGGAGAAAAACCAUACAAAUGUGCGGAGUGUGGAAAGAGUUUCAGUCGGAAGGCCUACGUCUCUUUGCAUCAGAUAACCCACAGAGGGGAGAAACCAUACAAGUGCAUGGAGUGUGGGAAGAGCUUCAGCCGAAGACAGUACCUUUAUUUUCAUAAAAGAAUUCACACAGCAGAGAAACCCUAUAAGUGCUUGGUGUGUGGGAAGAGCUUCAGGCGGAAAUCGUACUUUUCCUUACAUCAAGGAAUUCACACAGGAAACAAGCCAUUUAAAUGCUUGGAGUGCGGGAAGAGCUUCAACCGAAGGGAAUACCUUGCUUCACAUCAAAAAAUUCACAGGGAGACCUCUUCGGAAGAGGAGGAGUCCGACUCCUCCGAAGAAUCGUCUUCUAAAGAGGACGCGGCCCAACCUGAGGGAUCCUUAGACAGUGAUGCCUUAUCUGGGGUGCCCAGCAAAGCGUCGGACCCCUUGCUGGGUCCUGACUCCCGUUCCACCAACGGCUCCGGAGAGCAGCAGUGGCAGUGCAUCAGGUGGGACACUCAGAGCCACGACGGGGAAGCCCACCUGGUUCCCCGAAUACCCUUUCGCCCAGAGCACACGCAUGAGUAAGGCCCUCUCAUUCCAGCUCAGGAUUUCAUGGCCUCCAUGAGCCAACCUGCAAGUGUGCCAGCACUCAAGGCCGGGCACACUCUCGCCCGGUGGUUUUCAGCUGAUCGGGGGGGGGUGAUCUGAAGGUGGGGGACUUUGAUUCAGUCUCUUUUUCAUGCUCUGUUGAGGGUUAGGCAGAAAAUCUCUCCCCUGCUCUGUGAAGCUGGGCAACCUUUUAAGCCACCUGCUUCCCAAGAUUAAUGGAUCAAGAGGGUUUCCAGAGGUCUCUUGGGAGUUCCCUGGUAGAUAUGACUGGAUCUGUGAGAUGCAGGAGGGAUCGAUUUGGCUGACAUGGUCACUUCUGGGUCAUAGAGGUCCUAUGCCUUUGUGGUAAACCUUGAAGUUGAUAACCAUAGAACCAAGAGGACUAGAGCCCUCAUGGAGAAAAACUCUGAGUGAGUAGUCAGAGCCUAGUAUGUGCCUCGAAGUAGGUAUACCUAGAGGCAGUGAGCAGAGCAAGAAGCUUGGCGCCUCUGUUCAGUUUUCUAUCAGCUUCCCAGCAGACCUUUUUAGCUUCGUUCAGGGCCUACUACAUGUUGCCCCACGGACAGUGUAGUCCUUCCUGAAGCUCCCUGCAACAUAUUUGCUAGGCACUUCUGGGACAAAAGCCUUUUGCAUCCUUUGGGACUGAGACUCCAGAGCUAUGGGAGUAGAAUCAGGUAGAGGUACCCAGGGUGUCGUCUUUUCCUGGGUGAGUUUCAUCUGGUACAGCUCGAGAACCUGGUGCUUGGACAAGUUUGUGCAACCCACUUCUAGACUAGAAGCUUGCUCCUCUCGGCUUAUUGAAACUAGCCCUAUAAUAAUUGGGACCGGAACUUCCAAACAUACAACACCAAGUCUGGCCCACCUGCAUCGGCUGCCCAUAUGCUUCCAAGCCUGACUCAAGGCGCUGGUUCUAACCUAUAAAGCCUUAAGCAGCACAGGACCACAGUACCUGAUGGAGCACCUCUCAUGACCUGACUCUGCUUGGGCACCACAAUUAACACCUAAAGCUUUCCUCCAAGCCCAGCCUUCCAGGGAAGCUCAGAACACGGGGAUAAUGGGAAGGGCCUUUGCAGUCGUUGCCCCCCCCCCCCCGGCUUCCAAAAAUAUAUCUCUAAUGAGGCUUCCCUGGCCCCAACUCGGCUAAUUCUUCAGUGCGAGGUUAAGCAUGCCCGCUUCUCCAAGGCUUUCUGUGGUAGGCAAUGCCAUCUGGGGGAGCUCUUUUGUCAGUCUACACAUGUUGAGAUAAUUCUUUCAGCUGCUCAAAUACUUUAAAAUCCUAUUUUAAAUUUUGCAGAUUAGAAGUUUAUGCUGUUUUGUAUUGUGCAUUGUGUUUUUUUUUAAUGAAUUGAUCUGAAUCGCCUGAAGAGCUUCAGUUAUUGGGCGGUAUAAAAAUGAAAUGAAUGAGGAUGAUACUCAGGAACCAGGACUUACUUAUGAGGAGGCAGACUCAGCUGUAACUCCUGAACCUGCAGGCAGCCAGCAGACUCCCUCGGCCCUUUUCUCCCAUGGUGUCUUGGCUACUAUAUACAAAGUAUAUAUACUGGGCCAGGGUAUGGUCUGAAGGAACUUAAGACACCCCCCCCCCCAUGUUGGAGCUAAGCAGGUCUGGGCUGGCCUGAGCUUGGAGGGGAGGCCACCGGGGAACCACAUGUAUCCACACUGAGUUGCACAGUGGGAGAAAGGCAGGGUACAAAUAUAAUAAGUAAUCAUAGAAUAGUAGAGGUGGGAGGGGCCAGAAGGCCAUCAAGUCCAACCCCCUGCUAUUGCAGGGCACCACACCAUUCAAAUAACUGUCCAGUCUCUUUCUGAAUGCCUCUAGUGUGGGAGAGCCCACAAGCUCCCUAGGUGAAAGGCUCCAUUGUCAUACUGCUCUGAUGAUGAGGAAACUUCUCCUGGUAUCAAGGUAGAAUCUGGUUUCCUGUAACUUAAGUUCACGACCUGUACUCUGGGACGAUCAAGGAGAGAUCUUCUCCUCUGUAACAGCGCCUUCUUCUUUGUACCUUCUUUUAAGGUACUUGCAGAGUGCUAUCAUAUCACCAUUCAAACUUCUCUUCUCAAAGCUGAACAUGUCCAGUUCUCCCAAUCGUUCCUCCUGGAUCUUUGCCUCCAGUCCCUCAGUCUGCCCUCCUCUGAACCCUUUCCGGCUUUUCUGCAUCUUUUUACAACUCUGGUCCCCAGAACGGGCUGCAGUACUCCAGGUGAGGUCUGACUAGUGCUGAGUAUCGGGGAACUAGUUCCUCAUCGAAAGUGCUAGUUCUGUCAAGGCAGUCCAGAAUAGCAGCUGCAUCACAUUGUUGGCUCAUAUUUAGCUUGUGAUCCAGAACAACCCCAAGAUCCUUCUCAUUUGCAGUAUCGUUGAGCCAAGUGCUCCCCAUCCUGUAUUUUUCCAUCCUGCACAGCAGGGAGCAUCCCAUGACUAAUACUCUUUUCUUCCCAUUACUGCAAAUUUUGGUAUCAUUUAUUUUAUUUGGUUGACCUUUAGCUUCUUUUUCAGUGUGUUCAGUCGGAAGUUUUACAGCUUUCCUCUGUUGCAGCACAGCUGCUUUCCCAGGGAGUAGUUUUCCCAUUGUCACUUCCCUCAGGAUCCACUACUCCUGUCUCAGAUUGGAGGUGCACUUGUGUAAGUGCAUCACCCCUUUUUGGUCCCACUGGGGGAAGACGCUUGCUGCUCUAGUGCUUUCAACUUUUACCUAAGAGGUCUGUUUGCUUGCACUUGAAGUAUGACUUGUCCUCAGGAGAAAAGGCAUUGUAGUUCACCUUCGCUAGGGCGACUUCUGGGUCAUUUUUUACAAAAAUUUUGAGUGGGGACUUUUCCUGCAUGCUGGGACUGAAUGUGCCUCUCACACACUGCAGAAAUGUGCUGCAGUCAACAUAAACCUUAGCGCAAAUGUAAGGAAGAGAAAAUACUGGGAUGCAUAAAAUAUAAGUAAAGUUGUUUAUUGGUUUAAUGGAUAUACAUUAGAGAAAGAACUUGGAAUAAUUAGUCACUGGGCACAUGGGUGAUGACAGGGAUAAUUCCUUGUUUCCAUACAUAGCUUCCUUUGUCAACUAAUGCUAAAACCAACCGAUGCUAAAAAAUUAAAUGGCUGAUUUCCAAAUGCA
Messenger RNA from Varanus komodoensis (Komodo dragon), 5503 nucleotides. RefSeq names its product oocyte zinc finger protein XlCOF6-like. Gene Ontology annotation, cellular component: nucleus. NCBI's taxonomy places the organism in Eukaryota, Metazoa, Chordata, Lepidosauria, Squamata, Varanidae. Gene Ontology annotation, biological process: regulation of transcription by RNA polymerase II. Gene Ontology annotation, molecular function: RNA polymerase II transcription regulatory region sequence-specific DNA binding; DNA-binding transcription factor activity, RNA polymerase II-specific. The record is from RefSeq and is a predicted model, not a curated record. The coding region runs from base 164 to 2377 and encodes 737 amino acids. The transcript is spliced from 2 exons.